GCGCGAGGCGGCUUCACUUCCGGCGGCGGCGGCGCGGCGCGCGCGCGCGCAGCAGCGCUUCCGCUUCCUUCUCCUUCGGCGCGCUCGGGCCGAGAGAGCAGCGACCGGGCCGCCCCGCCCAGGCCGCAGCCAUGACUGAGGCAGAAGUGAAUCCCAAAGCUUACCCUCUGGCUGAUGCACAGCUUACCAAAACACUGCUGGAUCUUGUGCAACAAUCUUGCAACUAUAAGCAACUACGCAAGGGAGCCAAUGAAGCCACCAAAACACUGAACCGAGGGAUAGCGGAGUUCAUUGUGAUGGCAGCAGACGCAGAGCCCUUGGAGAUCAUCCUGCACCUCCCUCUUCUCUGUGAGGACAAGAACGUCCCUUAUGUAUUUGUGCGCUCCAAGCAAGCUCUGGGCCGGGCGUGUGGUGUUUCCCGGCCUGUCAUCGCCUGCUCCAUCACCAUUAAGGAGGGAUCACAGCUAAAGCCUCAGAUCCAGUCUGUUCAGCAAGCUAUAGAAAGACUGUUGGUCUAAAUGCCCCUGAGUUUAAGUGUGAGUGGAACAGGAAAGUUGAGGUCAGAGGGAAUUAAUGUCUAGCUUCAGUUGAGAUUAUAAUUUUUAUAUCAGUGUUUCAUUUCAAAGCACCACACUUUUUGUUUAAUAAUGGCUUCAUUCCUGGUGUUUCUGCCUCUGCUUCCCCCUCUUUUUUAUUCCACUCCAAUGCAUUCAUUCUCAUGGUAUUACUUCUGGAAAAGUGAUUGUACAACUGUAUUUCCUAUUUGAUGUUGAAAAGAAAGACAAAAACAUCGCCCCUUUUUUUUUUCCAUGUUUGCCUGCUCAGGGGUUUUUUAACCCACCCAGGAGCUUCCUCUGCAUUGCAGUAUUUCUGCUAAGGUUCAGCUUCUAACAGGCGUGAUUAACUCUGUGUUUCUGAACGGUUUGGUCUGCUGAGGGUAAGGCAGGUCGGUUUCCUGCGCAGCGCGUUUGUGCGCAGGGCUGGAGUUCUUGCUGUAAGUAAUGGAAAGUGUAUAAAAGGCAGUAGCAGCAGGGGACAGAGCCAGGUUCAGUGCACACAGCACAACCUUUUUUCUUCUCAAAACCAGACGAGAUUUCUGUGAGAGCUGUAUGGGGAGCAGAAAUCUUGCGGCAGUGCACAAGGGGAAAUCUCUUAUCUCACUUAUUUUUAAGUAUUGACUUUUUAAGAAAAAUAAAAUUGCUGACAAAGCUGAA
Cuculus canorus (common cuckoo) is the source of this 1214-nucleotide messenger RNA. It is a transcript of the gene SNU13, whose product is annotated as small nuclear ribonucleoprotein 13. Bases 132 to 518 code for a protein of 128 amino acids. The record is from RefSeq and is a predicted model, not a curated record. Lineage: Eukaryota; Metazoa; Chordata; Aves; Cuculiformes; Cuculidae. Gene Ontology annotation, biological process: ribosome biogenesis; mRNA splicing, via spliceosome; maturation of SSU-rRNA. Gene Ontology annotation, molecular function: RNA binding. Gene Ontology annotation, cellular component: precatalytic spliceosome; U4/U6 x U5 tri-snRNP complex; box C/D methylation guide snoRNP complex. The transcript has 3 exons.